GAUAUCGUAAUUAAUGAAAUCAUUCGCUUAGUUAGCCGUCGACAAUGCGUGUUGUGUUGCUCUGUGUUUUAAACCUCUUAAUCGGCUCCGAUGCCUAUUCCGACACAAAGAAGAGAAAGUUUCCAGAAAACUUCCUGUUCGGUGCUGCGACGUCGGCGUAUCAGGUCGAAGGUGGAUGGGAAGAUGAUGGUAAAGGUGAAAGCAUUUGGGACAGGUUCGCCCACAAGCAUCCUGAAGCGAUAGUUGACGGCAGAAACGGUGACGUGGCGAGCGACUCCUACCACAACUGGAGACGAGACGUGGAGAUGCUGCGGGAGCUGGGAGUGGACUUCUACAGGUUCUCCAUAUCCUGGCCAAGGGUACUGCCUAAUGGCUUCGAAAACAACAUCAACGAAAAUGGCUUCAAAUACUACGACGACUUAAUCGAUGAACUGUUAAAACACAGUAUUCAGCCUAUGGUUACCCUGUACCACUUCGAUCUGCCUCAAGAGUUACAAGACCUGGGCGGAUGGACAAACCCUCUAUCAGUCAACUGGUUCGAGGAAUACGCUAGAAUAGUCUUCAAAAGAUACGCCGAAAAAGUUAAAUUUUGGAUCACGAUUAACCAACCAAAUACAAUCUGCGUUGAAGGGUACGGGAGUAAAGCGAUGGCUCCCGCUAUAAAUUCCAUAGAUUCUGCGUACGAGUGCGUCAAGAAUGUGAUGUUAGCUCAUGCGAAGGCCUAUGAUGUGUAUAAGAAGGAGUUUAAGAAGAAACAUGAAGGAAACGUCGGUAUUGCUAUCGCAGUAAAUUGGUACGACCCCAUCACUAACAGCACUGAAAAUGCAGAGGCUGUCGAGAAAGCCAGAGCUUUUCAGCUAGGCUUAUACCUGGACCCAAUAUUUUCAAAAGAAGGAAACUUUCCGGUUCUUGUAAGAAAAAUAGUUGACAAGAAGAGCCAAGAGCAAGGCUACAGUACCUCGAGACUACCCAAACUUAGCUUUCAGGAAAUUCAGCUUCUUAAAGGAUCAGCAGAUUUCCUGGGCAUGAACCACUACACGACGUUCCUGGUCAAACCUAGUCAGCAGAAGUACCCGUCACCGUCCUUCGAGGACGAUGUCGGCGUGGAGUACUCACAAGGAGAGCAGUGGACAAAAGCCAAGUCCUCUUGGUUGAGGAGUGCACCAUACGGCCUCUACAAGGCGUGUAUCUAUCUCAACCUAAAUUAUGACUACCCAAAAAUCAUCAUCACCGAACACGGCUGGUCAUCCGAUCCUGGACUCAGGGACAGUAGUCGGGUUGACAACUUGAGGGGAUAUUUUGGUGCCUUACUCCUGGCCAUGGAAGACGCGACGCAGGUCGUGGGGUAUACGGCCUGGAGCCUCAUGGAUAAUGUGGAGUGGACGGCAGGAACCAGUGAACGUUUUGGACUUUACGAAGUGGAUUUCGAAUCGGAAAACAAGACGCGGAAAGCUCGCCUUUCAGCACUUGUCUUGAAAAAUAUUAUCGAAACCAGGGAGGUCAACUUAGACUGGAAACCAAAAAACCUGAAGAUUCACAUAACAAAAAAUGACAAGAAAAAUAACUAUAAAGCUGAAUUAUGAGACAGUAAUUAGUCAUUUGUCUACAAGAGUAUGAGAAGUUGGACGUAAAAUGAGAGUGUUUUUGUACCAUAAUUAUUACAAGUAUUUAUUUAAAUGUAAGGUUUAGUAUUUUAAACCAAAUAAAUGUAUUAAAUGAUAAAA
This is a messenger RNA of Trichoplusia ni (cabbage looper), 1724 nucleotides long. RefSeq names its product myrosinase 1-like. The record is from RefSeq and is a predicted model, not a curated record. The transcript has 9 exons. Gene Ontology annotation, molecular function: beta-glucosidase activity. Lineage: Eukaryota; Metazoa; Arthropoda; Insecta; Lepidoptera; Noctuidae. Gene Ontology annotation, biological process: carbohydrate metabolic process. The coding region runs from base 45 to 1583 and encodes 512 amino acids.